Hyaloscypha bicolor E is the source of this 3739-nucleotide messenger RNA. RefSeq lists its product as uncharacterized. Bases 147 to 3641 code for a protein of 1164 amino acids. Gene Ontology annotation, molecular function: monoatomic ion channel activity. NCBI's taxonomy places the organism in Eukaryota, Fungi, Ascomycota, Leotiomycetes, Helotiales, Hyaloscyphaceae. The transcript has 2 exons. Gene Ontology annotation, biological process: monoatomic ion transport; transmembrane transport. Gene Ontology annotation, cellular component: membrane. The record is from RefSeq and is a predicted model, not a curated record.
ACAAAUCCUCCGACUCCCUCACUCACAUAUCGCUCGCCUUGUUUCUCUUGCUCUGCCUCCAUGUCUCAACCUGAUCCAUUUAUCUGCAGCGAUCCCGGCAAUUGAUUUCUGCGGCGGUCUGAAGGCACCGCUCCUCCCCUGCAGCAAUGUUGUCGUCCUUGCUUCGCCCCAAGAAGGCGCGUCGACGCGUCGAAGAACACUCGCCCUUCUCUUCGCCCUACGUCGAACGCAGACAUGCCACUGCAGACUUCACCGAAGACGAUGGCGAGGACGAGAAUACCGAGGACGAAGAGGACCAAGACGAAGAAGAAAGGGACGACGAGGAGGUGAUCGAGGAGGAAGAUGGAGAUGAAGAUACGCCUCUGCUGCCGAUCUUCUCUGCAGCCCAUCUGGAUUCUCUACCUGUGUACAACCUCACACAUGCAAUUCGACUGAUCGUCCUUCCACGAACCGAAACCACCUUGACGUGGGACCAGCUUCGAUCGCCCCAGGUCUCCCAAUUCCUCGUCAAGCCGAUGCAGCAGCAGAUUCGAACCUCCCAUUUCUCUCGCGCCACCUUGUAUGCUUUGAUGGCAAAUUGUCUACAAUUCGAGAAGGAAAGUCAUGCAAACCCAGGAAACGCUGGCAACAGCCGUACAAGGGCUCUGGUCUGCGAACUGCUGGCAAUCAAGCUACUGAAGGAAUACAAUACUCGGGAGUUGAUUGAUGCUCUCUCCUACGACUUCUUCCCUCUUCAAGGAAUCGCUCCACCCGAAUCAACGGUAGCAGGGCAGAAUUGGGAUCAGCGGAGUCGUCCUCGACCGGCUGCCGCUCGAAUAUCGACUCUUGAGGUGGCAAUCAGAGCUUCUGCGAAACGAUUCCUGGCACACCCCCUUGUUGUCCAGCAACUCGAGGCCAUAUGGGCGGGAACUAUUGUUUUCCACUCGGCUGCAGACAAUCUUCACAGACAGCCACCCCCAACGCCACUAAGUCGAGAGUCCACAAAACCAGUCGAGACCUCGCAACGUUUGCUGAUCCCCGGCCAAAAUGUUGGAUAUGGCACAGCUUCACCACGACCAGUUGGAUCGCCAAACAAGCAGCCACGCCCACAACCCGCUCACUCCCGGAGGACUGUAACUCUGUAUGAUCCUAGAGAUGCUUCCUUGUUCAAGCUUUCGAGGUUGAGAGUGCCACGGUACCGACAAUUCUUUUCGACUUGCUCCUUGGCUAUUCUACUCGUGUUGUUUGUUGCCGUGCUUGCUCAAAGGUCCAUGGACAUUACACCUCUUGAAGUCAUCUUUUGGCUUUGGAGUGCCGGAUUCAUGCUCGACGAGAUCGUCGGUUUCAAUGAGCAAGGCUUCAGCUUGUAUAUUAUGAGCUUCUGGAAUAUUUUCGACCUAGGAAUCCUCCUUUUACUGGUCAUUUACUACUGUAUGCGUUUAUAUGGGAUCUUCCUGGUCGAUGUUAACAGAUAUGGAUGGAAUAGUAUGGCAUACGACGUUCUGGCUACCAACGCAAUUCUCCUCUUCCCACGACUCUUCAGUGUGCUGGAUCACUAUCGAUACUUCUCGCAAUUGUUAAUUGCUUUCCGACUAAUGGCUAUUGACCUUGUUGCAAUCUCUCUGUUGGUGCUCAUCGCAUGCAGUGGCUUCUUCGUUGCUUUCACGUUAUCUUUCGGGGAGAAUGAAUAUGAUGCAGCUGGAGUCGCAUACAAAAUCUUCCAGAUAUUGAUGGGUUUCACACCUGCCGCCUGGGAAGCUUGGCCCACAUACAAUAUUCUCGGCAAGGCCAUCUUGGUUCUUUUUCUAUUCAUCUGUCACUUCUUGGUUGUGACGAUUCUGAUCACGGUACUGACGAACUCCUUCCUGGCGAUUGCUUCCAACGCUGAGCAGGAGCAUCAAUUCGUCUUUGCUGUGAACACAAUCAGUAUGGUCAAGAAUGAUGCCCUCUUCUCAUAUGUGGCACCCAGUAAUAUCUUCGCAUGGGUCUUGACGCCCCUGAGAUUUGUUAUACCGUUUCGACUGUUCAUCAAAGUAAAUCGAACUGUUAUCAAGGUCACUCACUUCCCACUUCUCUUCGGCAUCUAUGCCUACGAGAGGGUGUUUCUCGCCCGGUCCGUAUUUGCACCAACGGACUUGGUGGAGAAUACUGGGCGCGGCCGGUCGAGAGUUGUAUCAUUCCAUGAUAUGAAAUUCAGUUUGUUCAGUCCUAGCAUCCGCAUGAGACAGGAAUCGGUCAGUGGCUUUCAGAAAGACAGGGCUCUGGAUGAGGUCUUCAGACUUGCUCCAAGGCCAGAUACCAUCAGAACCACACGGAAGAAUCUGGAUCGCAGGCAAACUCACAACGUUGUGAACAAUUGGAUGGACCACCAAAGCGGGGUUGCAAGUUCUCCUCAGGAACAGGACCACUCUGUCGUGGAUCGACUCGAGACAAGACGCCAAGCUAGGAAAGCUUCAAUGAGACAGCGGGGCAUAUCUGGUACUAGGUCUGCAGCAAGUGACCCGGCCGAAUUCAUGACCAAGGGUUGUUUUGAUGAUACACUUGAGCCAGAUCAGGACGAUGUAAUAGGCCAUACAGAUGCCGAUGGAGAUGAUGAGCUGGCUACUUACGACGAUCAUGAUGACGAUGAGGGUGUCACUCUAGAUAAAGGUACAGGGACAAGCCGAAGUCGAGCCAGCAACUCGGGGAGCGACAAUGAAGAGAGCUACUUCCGCACCCCAACAGGAGUCAAAGUAAACGCCCCCAAACUCUCCUCAUCCUCCUCAUCCCGAAAACACCAUGCUUCAGGAUCUGCCCCAACCACGAAAUCCCCCCCUCGCCGCCGGGCGCACCAUCGAAAUCAGUCCACAAAUACCAUCCUCUACAAGCCCGUGACAGAACGACAAUCCUCUACCUCGCCACCCAAGUCUCGUCCCCUAUCAAUGAAACAUCACUCUACUGCUAAUACAGGCACGCACACCCCCGAAAAGGCGGGAAAACUCUCCAUCCCCGGCCACAGGACCCCUAAACCCUCCAUUUACACGAAGACUCAAACCAAACCUCGCCCCAUAAUGCCAAAUACGCAACACUUCCAAUCCGUGCCCAACUUCGACCUCGACUCCCAACUCAAAGGGGCCCGAACCCGGCCAACUCGCCGCCGAAGAUCAAGUCUCGACAUGGGCAUAUCCGAACUAGGCCUCGAUGCUAACCCAACUGGCAUGCUAGGCGCGGUACCAAGCUCCUUCGCAACGCAGAUGGCGCUCGCCACUGGUGGUCUAAAGGGCUUUGGGGGUAGGGAUGGAGUAGGGAAAGGAGGGGAUGCUGAAGAUAGCGGGAUGAUGGGACGACUGAUGCUGGCCAGGAUGAAGACUCUUGAAGAAGGCUUUGCGGAGGUGGUUAAAGAGUUUCGGGGGAUGGGGCUCAGGACGGCGGGCAACUCGAGCACGGAGUUGGAUGAAGGGUUGAAGGGGAAGGGGAGGGAGAGAGAUAGAGUAGCGAGGAAGAGGAGGGGAUUACCAAGGACGAAGAGCGAAGUUAAUGUUGCCAAGGUGGGACUCGGUUUGGAAGAUGAAGGCACAGGGAAGGGGAAGGGGAACGUGGACCUGCAUGGUGGAGGGAGCAAAGAUACCCCAGAGAAUGAGAACAUUGUGCGGUACAAUAUGCGGCAGGGGAGUUCGCUGUAGAUUGGUUCGGCCCAUCUCUCGCAUUUCUGGAGUUAGCUGGCGUUUGAGUGUUGUGUCUUUUGCAUUAUGUAGCUGGAUAAUUUUGCGAGCAUUCAUUU